Molecule: messenger RNA, 2608 nt
Organism: Musa acuminata AAA Group (dessert banana)
Lineage: Eukaryota; Viridiplantae; Streptophyta; Magnoliopsida; Zingiberales; Musaceae
Product: tubulin beta-7 chain-like
Exons: 3
Coding region: 87-1424 (445 amino acids)
Biological process (GO): mitotic cell cycle; microtubule cytoskeleton organization
Cellular component (GO): cytoplasm; microtubule
Molecular function (GO): GTP binding; GTPase activity; structural constituent of cytoskeleton
Source: RefSeq, a predicted model, not a curated record
CACCUCAAACCUUCUUGCAAGCUCUCUCUCUCUCUCUCUCUCUCUCUCUCUCUCUCUCUCUCUCUCUCUCUCUGUAUUCUGCCACCAUGAGGGAGAUCCUGCACGUCCAGGCCGGGCAAUGCGGCAACCAGAUCGGCGGCAAGUUCUGGGAGGUGGUGUCGGACGAGCACGGCAUCGACGCCAAGGGGAACUACGUGGGCAGCUCCCCCCUGCAGCUGGAGCGGGCCAACGUCUACUACAACGAGGCCAGCGGCGGCCGGUACGUGCCUCGAGCCGUGCUUAUGGAUCUGGAGCCGGGAACCAUGGACGCGCUGCGCACCGGGCCCUACGGCCAGCUCUUCCGCCCCGACAACUUCGUCUUCGGCCAGAACGGCGCCGGCAACAACUGGGCCAAGGGCCACUACACCGAGGGCGCCGAGCUCAUCGACGCCGUCCUCGAUGUUGUCCGCAAGGAGGCCGAGAACUGCGACUGCCUCCAAGGGUUCCAGAUCUGCCAUUCGCUGGGAGGAGGGACGGGGUCGGGGAUGGGGACGCUGCUGAUCUCCAAGAUCCGGGAGGAGUACCCGGAUCGGAUGAUGCUGACCUUCUCGGUGUUCCCGUCGCCCAAGGUGUCGGACACGGUGGUGGAGCCGUACAACGCGACGCUGUCGGUGCACCAGCUGGUGGAGAACGCCGACGAGUGCAUGGUGCUCGACAACGAGGCCCUCUAUGACAUCUGCUUCAGGACCCUCAAGCUCACCAACCCCAGCUUUGGUGAUCUGAACCACCUCAUCUCCACCACCAUGAGCGGCGUGACGUGCUGCCUGCGCUUCCCGGGGCAGCUCAACUCCGACCUGCGCAAGCUCGCCGUCAACCUCAUCCCCUUCCCCCGCCUCCACUUCUUCAUGGUGGGAUUCACGCCGCUGACCUCCCGCGGGUCGCAGCAGUACCGCGCCCUCACCAUCCCCGAGCUCACGCAGCAGAUGUGGGACGCCAAGAACAUGAUGUGCGCUGCCGACCCCCGCCACGGCCGCUACCUCACCGCCUCCGCCAUGUUCCGCGGCAGGAUGAGCACCAAGGAGGUGGACGAGCAGAUGAUCGCGGUGCAGAACAAGAACUCCUCCUACUUCGUGGAGUGGAUUCCCAACAACGUCAAGUCCAGCGUCUGCGACAUCCCCCCCACCGGCCUCUCCAUGUCCGCCACCUUCAUGGGCAACUCCACCUCCAUCCAGGAGAUGUUCAAGCGCGUGUCGGAGCAGUUCACCGUCAUGUUCCGCCGCAAGGCCUUCUUGCACUGGUACACCGGGGAAGGCAUGGACGAGAUGGAGUUCACCGAGGCCGAGAGCAACAUGAACGACCUCGUCUCCGAGUACCAGCAGUACCAGGACGCCGUGGCCGACGCCGACGAGGAGGAAGCCUACGGUGAUGACGUUGAGGAGAACUAAAAGUCCACGCUUUCAUGCAUGCAUGUAUGCAGGCAGAUGAGCUGCUGGUUUACUUUCCUUCAGUGUGUGAUUGGUAUUGUCGAGCUCUGUCAUCGAUUUCUACGCAUCGACUAUGUCAUAUUUCUCUCUCUUUAUAUAUAGUGGAUGGCUUGCAUUAAGAGUCCAUUGGGUACAUCCAGGAUCACAAGGCAUGGUCUCAGAACUACUUGAUGUGCUUUCAAUGAGUUCCAAAGAAAAAGAUCAUUCAUGGUGCAUGUUGACACUGGCGUUCUUUGAGAUAUUGAUGACAGGCAUUUGUUUCGUGUGCCUUUUCAGAUCAAACAGUAGAGAACUGAGACAGCCGAUCCUGCAGAGAUGGGAGAGGGGUUCGAGAGGUUCACUGAAUCACAGUGGUCAGCAGAAGAUCUCUACAAAAUAUGGCGACCAUAAAGCAUCAUUUGUUCAUGAGAUCUCUUACCAGACCGACGAGAAAGCUACUCACAUUGCAGUUGUGUAUUAGCACCAUCUCGAUGUUUAUUGUCACUGACAACGGUGAGCAAUCAGAUAAGUAAGUGAAAACCUCUUAUGAACAGAAGACAUUUCCUUUACCUCGCUUAUGAUUAUGAACACAGACAUGAUCUAGCACACAUCAGCUAUCACGAACUCAGAGUUGGUAUGAAUAAUUGAACAUUGGUGUAACUUAUCUUUGUAACAGAAGACAUAACUUAUCUUUGCGGCGAAUCUUCCCUAGAGAUUUCUGCUAUAUUCCAGAAAUAAUUGGGAUGCUCAAGCACAUUCCAGCAUGCUAUCUCUGACAUCGCUUGAUCUAGCUUCAAGAUCAUUCGGCUCAAUCAGCAUGUAGUGCUUCGAUUCUAAACCCUGCCCAUCGGAGAAAAGGGUGGGUCUAGGAAAAAAGAGGGAGGCAUCUGCUCUGUUCCUUUUUUUGCUUUUAUUUGUUCUUCAGUUGCAACUGCUUCAAUCAACUGCCGCACUUCUUCCUCAAGGAGUAAUUUUAAUGAAUUAGAGUAAAACCUCUGUCUGAUCUUCUCCUGGAUAACAGCCGAAGAAACUUCAGAACCAUGCAGGAUGGCAAUGCAGAUCGAAAAUGCCUGUAGAGCUGAGAGUUGUGCAUGGAAAUCAACUGAAUAAAGUCCUUUGCCAUCAGCCGAUAUUGAUAGUGCAGGUAACUUUUCCUUCUUUCCCUG